Molecule: messenger RNA, 798 nt
Organism: Mytilus trossulus (common blue mussel)
Lineage: Eukaryota; Metazoa; Mollusca; Bivalvia; Mytilida; Mytilidae
Exons: 2
Coding region: 1-798 (265 amino acids)
Source: RefSeq, a predicted model, not a curated record
AUGAAAGGAAUAAUAGUUGUAACUGUGAUGCUAGCCACGUUAGAUGUAACCGAAGGGUCCAACAAGAAAGGGAUUGGUAUAGCUGGAGCUGACACGUAUAUUUGUGGGGACGAACAGGCAUUUACAACUGCUCAUUGGUGGUAUGAUUGGCGUGUCAAACCCACAGAACAUCAGUUAAAGAACUGCACUAAUAAACCAAAGAUCGGAUACGUCCCAUUAGUUUGGGGCCAUGGACAGUGGGCUGCCACAAAAUUCAAUCUUACAGAUGACAUCCACUAUGUUUUAGGCUUCAAUGAGCCGAACCAUCCAGAACAAGUUAACAUGACCCCAUAUACAGCUGCAAAACACUGGCAAGCUAUUGAGACCAGAGCCCAUGGCAAGGUUUUGGUAAGCCCUGCAGCUGCACCUUGUGGACAUUGUCAAUACGAUACUAUUGCAUGGCUAGAUGAAUUCCUUCGCAAUUGCACCGGUUGUAGAGUAGACCAUAUUGCAACACAUGCUUAUUGGUGCAAUGCUGAUAAAAUUAUGUCGUUUUUGAAACAGAUAUGGGAUCGAUUCCAUAAACCAAUAUGGCUCACAGAAUUUGCCUGUAUGAAAACCCAUUCUGUAAAUGUACAGUUGCAGUUCAUGCGGGAACUACUACCUCGAUUAGAAGCAGCUCCAUUUGUUUUUCGAUACGCUUGGUUUGUUAGUAGAUGGUCGGGAGAUGGCUUUGUGACAUCAUCUGCAAGUCUGUUACAUCAACAUUCUCCAACGCUUACAACCCUUGGACACUUUUAUAACAAUUUCAUUCAUUGA